Penicillium griseofulvum is the source of this 2040-nucleotide messenger RNA. RefSeq lists its product as uncharacterized. Gene Ontology annotation, biological process: poly(A)+ mRNA export from nucleus. NCBI's taxonomy places the organism in Eukaryota, Fungi, Ascomycota, Eurotiomycetes, Eurotiales, Aspergillaceae. Gene Ontology annotation, molecular function: RNA binding; protein binding. Gene Ontology annotation, cellular component: nucleus. Bases 1 to 2040 code for a protein of 679 amino acids. The record is from RefSeq and is a predicted model, not a curated record. The transcript has 3 exons.
AUGAAGAGCAUGAAGUCUCGCCGCGGCGGCAAUGAUCGCGGGGGCAUUCGCAAGCGGGGCCCUACUCGCACCGACCGAGAUGGCGAUAUGGACAUGGAUGCAGGUGGUGCUCGUUCAAAGCGAACCCGCGCCGAGAAAUCUGCCCUAGGUGGUCGCUCCGCCGGCAUCGGUGCAGGUGGCCGAACUGCUGGAACCGGCAACCGGGCCCAUACUCGCAACAAGCUUAUGGACGCCGACGCUAUUCAGAGAGCCAUUUCCCUCGCCGACAACCAAGCAAAUGUUCAGCAUGGCGGCCGGAAAAAAACCGGCGGCGAUCUGGAACCAUUCAGUGUCCGAGGAUGGAAAGAAAGCAAGGCAGCAACCAACCGUGAUGGCGGCCUCGAGAGUCUCAUUGCUUUCCUGGAACGACGCAUGAAUUCAUUCAUCAAAUCCGGACCCCGCGCAAAGAUUACAAAGUCGCGCGUUGAAGGUGACAUUCUUGUGGCAUACGUUCGACCUGAUCUGGCGGGUCACAUGCUUCGCAUCAACAACAAUGUCUUUGCCGGAGCUCAUGUUUCCGUUGAAGCAUACACUGCCGCCACCGCAUUUGAGCAGGAAUUGGCCGCAGCGGCCCCCGCCUCUAGCUCCACCGGCAAUACUAAGAUUAAAAUGACUACUAUCCUCGGCAAACGCUUCUUCCCUGCCACUAAGCUACUUGAUUUGUCGAAUACGGUGGACGAUCCCGAAAUCAAGGAGCUAGGAGUUUUCGACACCAUGUCUACCAAGUCAAAGUUCUUCCCUGCUCUCAUGAAGGUCUGGGAAAUGGGCUUCAAGACCGCAACUGAGCGACGUGAGGCGGUCGAAAGUGUCAGUCUGGCCUCAAACAAGCUCAGCAACAUCACUCCCGUGACAACUCUUGCACAAUAUUUCCCCGAUAUCCAAUAUCUAGACCUCUCAAAGAACAACAUCAAAAAUGCGCAAGCGAUGUCUGGAUGGCGGUGGAAAUUCCGCAACCUCAUCUUCCUCGACUUGACCGAUAACGAGAUCAGUUCCGAUCCGACUUUCAAAGACACCAUGCUCAAGUGGUAUCCCAAGCUGCAAACUUUGAACAACGUGCAGGUGCGAACCCCGGAAGAGGUCGCCGCUCAGAAGAAGACACCGAUCCCCGUCUUGCCCCCUCACUUCAUUGACGAAUCCCAAAUCGGCGAGAACUUCGUCCGUGCUUUCUUCCCUGGAUAUGACAACGACCGCAACAGCCUCGUCAGCAACGUCUACGAUGAUGAAUCCUCUUUCUCCCUGAAUGUAAACACCACCGCUCCACGGGCCGGUCAAACUGAGACCGCAGGUUGGGGUGAAUACAUCAGAAAGAGCCGGAAUCUCGACAAGAUCAGCCACCUUUCCGCACGGAUGUCGCGCUCCUUCAAGGGCGUUGAGAAAAUUCGUGAAGUUUUCAAUGAACUCCCUCCCACUCGCCACCCAGACCUUAUCACAAAAGCAGAUCAAUGGCUCAUUGAAUGCUACCCGGUCGCCCAUCUCCCUGACCCUACUGGACAGAGCCCCUAUGGCGUUGGUGGCCUCGCCCUCACGGUGCAUGGACAACUUGAGGAGAGCGUUGGUGGCAAGGUCGAGAUCCGCAGCUUUGAUCGAACCUUUAUCAUUGGCCCCGGUAAAACCCCCGGUGGCAUCCGAGUUGUCAGCGAGGUUUUCACCCUACGCGCUUAUGGUGGACAUGAGGCAUGGUCCCCUGAGAUCCAAGCACUUUCCCAAAUCCCGCAGGUUGCAGCUCCCGGCCCCGUUCCUACUGCGACCCCUGCUCCCCCUGCAGCUGCCUCCGGUGGUGUUGCUGAAGGAUACGGCUUGCCCCGACCUGGAAAAUCCGAUACCCAACUUCAGCAGGAACAGAUGGUUGCUCAGAUGAGUAGCAAGUCGGGCAUGACUUUCGAAUACUCAGAGAUGGCCCUCACGGGCAAUGGAUGGAAUCCCGAGCUUGCUUGGAAGAACUUCGAACAGCUCAAGGCAACCAAUGCACUUCCUCCUACCGCUUUUCUUGCUCCGGCGUGA